Messenger RNA from Prorocentrum cordatum, 3271 nucleotides. The record is from the annotation of a GenBank genome assembly. NCBI's taxonomy places the organism in Eukaryota, Dinophyceae, Prorocentrales, Prorocentraceae.
GCGAACUCGAUGAGGGCUUGGAGAGAUUCUCGUUUCUCAUGUCUGGCGUUUGGCCGACUGUGGGAUAGAAUGAGGACGGAUUCAAGUGAGGCUCUCAGAUGUUGGGGAAAUUGGAAGGAGGCCAGCUCUAUGAAAAGGCAUCGGGGGGGACAGGAGAGCGUCGGACUCCGUCCGUGGUAUUAUUCAUUGGAAUCGUUUUACGGUUUAUCCUGGUGGGAGUUCUUUGCUGGAAGUUUUGAGCAUUUCAUGGAUUUCGCUACUAAUGUUUGUUCAAGUACUAUGUUGAAGUACUUCCAAAAGAAGUGUAAAGGUUUGGCGUCCUCAGGGGUGCCUGUGUUCUUGAACUUGGAUGAGGAUGGAGGGGUUCAUAUCGGUCAGGAUCGGGAGGAUACACCAGCAUAUAGGGAUCGCCUCAGCAAACGUAUUGCGUUGCAUAAUAUGCGUUGUACACAGUGGGACCUCGAUACAGAUGGGAUACCACUGGACAUCCAAGGGGACUCACUGCUUGUUAUUAACUGGCUCUGCGGGAAAUGGAAAGUAUUAGCUCAGGUAUAUCAGAAAAGGGUGGAUACUCUGAUUAAUAAGUUGGACGAAAUGCAGGAAACUUACUUGGUGAGGCCUCCAGAGGCCGGCCGUGACUUCUUCUCUCAUUCGUUUCGGGAAUGGAACCAGAAAGCUGACUUACUGACCCAUCAGGCCCGUCAGGGCCACGUGUACGCCGAUUUCGUUUACCUCAACGACUUUGAAUCUCAGUGUUAUAUUCCUUGCCUUAUCAAAGCCGGCUUUGAUGGGGGAGUUUGUAGCCGCGGAAGUGCCUGUGGUGCAUGGAUGCAGAUUGGUCUGCGAAACAAGUAUAUCUUCUCGCGGACCGACAUCAUUUUCAAGGAUGUGUAUCUUGCGGCUUGGUGUCUACCACCGAGCGCCACUGUUACAGAUGCGGAACUAUCGGCGGCGGAGCGCAUAUGCGAGGUGCUCCCACAGGUUGUGCAGACCUUCUUUGAUCAUUCGCAGUGAUUUGACACACAUUGUUUCUUCUUUUCCGUGUCUUGUAUAUUCCUGCAGCUUCGCUGCUCACUGACUUCCUCGUUUAUCUGUGUGUACUUUGCGUUUGAUUGUGUCAUUGCGGCAUGUGAUUCUCUUUAUUCCUUCAGCUUCGCUGUGUGGUAUAAGAGCUGACUGCUUGCGUGAUGAAUAAGAGGCUCUGUUUUGCCUGAGACUUUGUUGGACCUGGCCUCAGUGGCCAAGACGGUCCCAGCAAAGACGCAAAAAGACCAGGUUGAAGGCUCAAGGCGCUUGACAUUUGAUCCCCUCUGCCUGGGUAACCUCCAGUGGGAUCGAGUGCGCGUCAGGGAGUCACACGUUUGUCGCCUAGAGUGAUAUUGCACCGCCUUUCAUUUGACACGUUUGAUCGCCUUGAGUGGUCUUCAAUUGAUUUGUUUUGCUGGGUGCUUCCGAGGCAGUCUCUGCAAUCUUUCGCUAUGCCACACGUACGGAGUGCAAGUGCUCGCAUUAUGCGUCGGGCGCUGGCUGUUCAAAACGGAUACUGUGUGCGUUCACCUGUUCGUUUGCCUCUGGAAGGUUUGGUGCCGCCUACGUGUCUCCCACCACCAGGGCUGGAACGGACGACUGCCGAUUUGGUUCUAGAUUAUCUCUUGUUGCGCGAUCCACUUGUUGUUAAAUGCAGUUUGGAGGAGGAGGAGGAGGCUGACAUUACGACUGUUUCGGAGAACCUUUCUUGCCGUAUGCUUCAAGCCAGAUAUCCAUGUGCCCCUUCGGCAAAUGCUGGAGUGCUGGCUGCGGAUUCCGUGUUUGAUGUUGGAUUGCAGACUCGGUAUAAUCAUUUGGAGGUGGAGCAAGCUGCCGUUACGACACCCUCGGAGCAUUUUUCUUGCAGUUUGAUGCGGGAGGAGGUUGGUCAGGGAUUCGGAGGCGAUCAGUUCUCUCAGAUGAUGGUGGUUUGCCCGCGGGUCUCUUCGGUAGAUAUUGGAGUGCAGGCUUCUUCUAGUACGGAUGUUGCGGACUUUCAUUGUGAAGUCGGCUGUCAGACAGAGAGUGUCGUUGGGAUGGAGGGAGGAGCUUCAGGAGUUCUUCUUGGGAAAGUGACUCUGGCGGCGGAGGAGGAGCUGGAGGCACCCUCGAGUGAGGAGUCUUCUCCGAACGUGCAGUCUGAUUCUGAUAGCCGCGCCUUGUCAGGAGCGUCCCAGGGGUGUCUGAAUCGUCCCGUCACGCUCAAUGAGGUAUCGAAUCCUGUACGAGGUCACCGCAAAGGCAGAGGCAAAGGCCAACGAUGUCAUCGCAGCGCCAAGCCGGCCAAGAGCUCUAAAGGCGCCAACAUACGAGGACAAGAGUAUGCAGCUUUCGGUUUUGCGACAGAAGAGGAGUGGGAUGAAGCUAUUCGUGGCCACUGGUAUGCAACUUUCGGUGUAGAACAGCGAAGGCAGGAUGACAUGAAGUGCUUACUACUUCAGACGAUGCAUAAGAUGGAUGACAAUACUGAGAGGAUCCAGGACGCCAUAGUAGUUCAGGGUAGUAAAAUCGAUAAUGUUCAGACCCAGGUACAGAAGCAGGGUGUCGCAAUUUCCAGCUUGGACACAAGGUACAGAAGCUUGGAGGCUAGACAAAAUCAACUUGAGGCCUUCGUCCAGAGACUUCAGGGACUGGCGCGAGCAGGUUCUGUGGCGAGUGCUGCGUCUACGAGGCCUGUGUUUACGAGGCCUGCUAAUGCUAUACAUUAUACCUGAGUAUAUGCUGCCUGCCGCCGCCUCUCUUUGUUGCUUGCUUGUAUUGUGUCACGUGCUUGUUCAGUGAGACGGAUUCAGAGACAGGUUUCAUUCAUUUUCUUGAUCGUUCCGACGUGCCUGUUGAUUGAGACGUGUUGUUGCCUCAAAGAGGUUCGAUAGUAUUUGAUCUCAUGAGUUCAUCACUUCACAUUUGACGUUGAGCAGAAGACUCUUGUCAUACCGCGGGUUGUACAAGCGUAUUUCGGAUUUGAGUUGAUGUGAUUAGGUGUUCGCUGCUCGCUCAUGCCAUGCUUGUGCGUGUCGUGCGUGCGUGCUUCACUUCACACACUCAUAAGAGCUUAGGCUGUCGUCUUCCUGAUCGUCAGGAUCGGUGAGGCUUCGCCUGCUCCCUAUACGUCCGCUUCCUUGCUUCCGACUAGGCUGGAAAGCCUGCGCAGUCGACCGCAAAGUCCGCAAAACCAAGGUUGACGGUUUACCGCCGGCGCCUAGUUCCGUGGCGCUCGAGAGCUAGUUGGCAAGACAAAUCUCGA